AUGAGCAUAUCACACAUGGACGAGCGACCAAACAAGAAGAGACGCUUCUUCGCCGACAAAGACUCUACCCAGGAUGCUUCUUUCGCCUCUGAUCCCUCUGGUCCAGACGAAGUCAAUGCACUAAAUGAGGUCGACCGAAACGCCACCACCACUACACAGCGCGAGCAAGAGUCAACAACAAGUGUGAAUCGCUUCGAUGCGUCUCUUUUCCAAGCCUUCGUUGGUAAUGACGCUCCUCAAGCUACCAUCAACGCCCUACAGCGAAUAUGUGGCAACGAUGUCGAGCGAGCCGUCAACAUGUACCUGGACGGCUCAUGGCAGAAUCAUCCUUUGAUCUCCAAUGCUUCUUCGCCCGCUCCGCGUCCCAGCCGUCCAAAGGUCAAGGACACUCCAUCCACACCUGCACAGAACAUCGACCCACCCAAGGUCAACCUGGCCGCCAUGCCGAGCAAGAGAUAUAUCGGUGCCAUGGGAGUCAUCGGUUGGACUACACGUAGUGGUACUGGCAUUAUCACCUCAGGGGAAAAGAUCAAGAUUGAAAGAGCUAGGCCGUCACAGCAAAAGGUUGGCAAGGGAGGCAAGUCACGAGCCUCAACACGUCAGGAUGUUAUUGUGCGCUUCACCAAUGCCAAAGGGGAAGAGGUUGGUCGCUUAGAGCAGGACUCGGCCGCCUGGAUCUCCACGCUGAUGGACCAGAACAUAUGUCACUUCGAGGGCCACUGUGUCUUUGCGCCUGAUCGUGUACGUACCAACGACACCGUCUACCUCCAACUGCGAUGUUUCUUCCUCAAGUCAUGCUUCAGCGCUGGCAGCCUCAUCAAACCAUUGGACAAUAACAGAGAAACUGGUCUGUAUGAAGCAAAGGAAACUCGGGAUGAGAAAGACCUCCGCUUGCGUCAAGUCGGCCUUGUGAAGCUGUUCUCGGAGAUUAAUCUUCAUCCAUCACGCGCCAACUCUGCUACCGAAAAGCACAAGAGAGAGGGCAUUCUACGCGCUGCUGAGAUGCCCGACCAAGCUGAACAGACCACUGCCAGUACUGCCAAACCAGCCAAAUCAUCCGAUCAAGCGGCUUCGUCUCCUCCUUCCGACGAUGCUGAAGAUGGCCAAGAGCUGGAGCAAGAUCAGCUGGACAGCCUAUACAGGAAAGCACAAUCUUUUGAUUUCAACACGCCUGUCAUGCAACCUGCCGAGACGUUUGUCCUGGAUCUCCGAAAAUACCAGAAACAAGCUCUGCACUGGAUGGUAGGUAAAGAGAGAGACCAAAAAUCUGACCACAAGGAGGUGUCGAUGCACCCACUCUGGGAAGAAUACAUGUGGCCUACAAAAGAUGCAGAUGAUGCACCGGUGCCUCAGGUUGAGGACCAGUUAAACUUCUACGUCAAUCCUUACUCUGGUGAAUUGUCAUUAGAUUUUCCUGUCCAGGAGCAGAAUUGCCUUGGUGGUAUCCUGGCGGAUGAAAUGGGUCUUGGCAAGACCAUCGAGAUGCUCAGUCUCAUACACACGCAUACUUCAGAAUUCGGUUCACAAGGCGCUAAGAUGUCAACGGUUAUGGACCUGCCACGUUCGCCCAAAAGCUCUUCUGGUGUUGCUCGGGCACCGUGUACUACCCUGGUCGUUGCUCCCAUGUCCUUACUAGCACAAUGGCAGAGUGAAGCAGAAAAGGCUUCGAAGCCCGGCACCCUCAAGACCCUGGUGUACUAUGGCUCAGACAAGAACGUAAAUCUGAAGACCUUGUGUUGCGAGGCCAAUGCAGCAUCGGCACCUCAUGUCAUCAUUACUAGUUAUGGUACCGUGCUGUCGGAGUACAACCAAGUCGUUGCUGCUGGUGGUGACAAAGGAUCAAGCGGCGGCUUGUUUUCUCUUGACUACUUCCGUGUGAUCCUUGACGAAGCCCACAUGAUCAAAAACCGGCAAUCAAAAACUGCUCGUGCUUGCUAUGAGAUUGCUGCAGAGCAUCGCUGGACUCUGACAGGUACGCCUAUCGUCAAUCGCCUUGAAGACUUGUUCAGUCUGGUACGCUUCCUCCGCGUUGAACCCUGGAGCAACUUCUCUUUCUGGAAAACGUUCAUUACCGUGCCGUUCGAGUCGAAGGAUUAUGUUCGAGCACUUGAUGUGGUCCAAACCGUACUUGAGCCUCUUGUGUUGCGUCGCACAAAGGACAUGAAGACUCCAGAUGGCGAGGCGCUGGUCCCAUUACCGCCGAGAACGAUCGACAUUCAGAAGAUUGAGCUCUCGAAGGUUGAGCGAGAUCUGUAUGACCACAUCUUUGCUCGAGCCAAGAGGACAUUUGCUGCGAACGUCGAAGCUGGAACUCUGAUGAAGUCUUACACGACAAUUUUUGCACAAAUUCUGCGACUUCGACAAUCAUGCUGUCACCCGACGUUGGUGCGUAGCAAAGGCGUUGGUGCAGAUGAGGAGGACGCUGAGGCUGCGGCAGACAUUGCCAAUGGUCUGGCUGAUGACAUGGACUUACAGUCUCUGAUUCAACGCUUCGAGUCCGAGGCCGAAGAAGAAGAUGCAAGCCGCUUUGGUGCCAAUGUGCUCAAGCAAAUCCAAGCAGAGUCAAAUCACGAGUGUCCGAUCUGUUUCGAGGAGCCUAUGGAAGAGCAAUCUGUCACAGGCUGUUGGCACAGCGCUUGCAAGAAGUGUCUUCUCGACCUGAUUGAGAACGCAACCAGCAAGAACGAACUGCCGCUGUGCUUCAACUGCCGUGAACCCAUCAACGCUCGCGACAUCUUUGAGGUCAUCAGACAUGAUGACGAAGAUGACGAAGAAGCUGGUGUGGCCAAAGACAAUGACUCGACUGACUCGCAACAACGUCUCCCUCGCGUGUCUCUCCGCCGUGUUAACACUCUAUCCUCAGCCAAGAUCGGCGCUCUCUUGACUCACCUCAAACGUAUCAAGAAAGCCUCGCCAACCACCAAAUCAGUCAUCUUCUCACAGUUUACCUCUUUCCUCGAUAUCCUUGAGCCCGCUCUCGAUGGGGCCUCAAUCCCCUACUUCCGCUUCGAUGGCAGCAUGGCACAGAAAGCCCGUGCCGCAGUCCUCUCCGACUUUGCCAAUCGCACAAAAGGCUGCGUGCUGUUACUCUCCCUCAAAGCAGGCGGUGUGGGCUUGAACCUGACGUGCGCAAGCAACGUCUUCAUGAUGGAUCCCUGGUGGAGUUGGGCUGUCGAGUCACAGGCUAUUGACCGCGUGCACCGCAUGGGCCAAACUCAAGAAGUCAAGAUUGUGAGAUUUGUGGUUGAUCAGAGUAUUGAAGAGAAGAUGCUUAGGGUGCAGGACCGUAAAAAGUUUAUUGCUAGUUCGUUGGGGAUGAUGAAUGAGGAUCAGAAGAAGUUGCAGAGGAUUGAGGAUAUCAAGGAGUUGUUGAGUUAA
Molecule: messenger RNA, 3378 nt
Organism: Aureobasidium melanogenum CBS 110374
Lineage: Eukaryota; Fungi; Ascomycota; Dothideomycetes; Dothideales; Saccotheciaceae
Product: putative DNA repair protein rad-5
Exons: 2
Coding region: 1-3378 (1125 amino acids)
Molecular function (GO): zinc ion binding; ATP binding; hydrolase activity, acting on acid anhydrides, in phosphorus-containing anhydrides
Source: RefSeq, a predicted model, not a curated record